This is a messenger RNA of Megalobrama amblycephala (Wuchang bream), 4090 nucleotides long. Its product is annotated as protein-glutamine gamma-glutamyltransferase K-like. The coding region runs from base 1749 to 3932 and encodes 727 amino acids. Gene Ontology annotation, biological process: peptide cross-linking. Gene Ontology annotation, molecular function: protein-glutamine gamma-glutamyltransferase activity. The record is from RefSeq and is a predicted model, not a curated record. The transcript has 14 exons. Lineage: Eukaryota; Metazoa; Chordata; Actinopteri; Cypriniformes; Xenocyprididae.
AUUCGACAUCAGACAGAUCGUUUGUUGAGUUAUAAAAAUCAUGCAUUGCAGGACAAAGAUCUACGACUCUUACCAUCACCACCACAGCUUUGUUUGCAAUCCCCCAUGUACUCCUUGAUGACAACUUCCUUAGUCUCAUAAUCACGGCAUGGAGUGACAACACUGCAAGGGUUGGUGCAUGGAGUAGCGCAAGGGUUAACGCAAGGGUUGACGCAUGGUUUAACACAAGGGGUGACGCAUGGUUUUACACAAGGGGUGACACAUGGUUUUACACAAGGGUUGACGCAUGGGUAAGGAUAAGGGACAGAGCAAGGGGUUGCACAAGGGUAUACAUAAGGUUUAGUGCAAGGGCUGGCACAAGGGUUAACGUAAGGAUAAGGAUAAACUGAUGUGUAGCAUGUCUUUUUCCUGCAGUCGUCCGCAUGCAGUUUAAUGGCUGGGAAACGGCCAACGGUGCAGAGGUUUUUGUAUGGGUUGUAUACAAAAGGCAUGCUGGGAAAAAAAGAGAGUUACAUGAUCAGUACAUGGUCAUUAGAUGGUUAAUAAUUCAUAAAUAAGGUCUCUUGCAUGGUUUUGUUCUUAGAAGUGAUAUCUGUUCUUUAGGUCAUUUUCACAAUCAUACCAGAAAAGGAAAGACUUAAGAAAUAUUAAUCUGCUAAAGAUGUUGUUGGGUUUUUAACCAACUCUUGAUUAAAAACAGCCUAUAAUUCUAGAUAGCCAAAAUCAGCAACAUAUCUGUGCACAAUAAAGCCAUAUAAUAAGUUUCAAACAGUGUCUGAGAUGAUAACUUACAUGUUUCAGUGCUUGUCCGUUCAAGAGUAACUGAACCGAGAACUUGAUGUACUGCAGCAAGUGAACAGUAAGUCCUGCUAUAACCAGCUCGUUGAUCGUACUGUUGCUUGUCUCCACAGUAGACGGGAUUUUUAUACUUCAUCACCAUCUCCACCCCAUCUACAGCUCAUAGAAAAGAGUGAAGAAUUUCGCUCUCAAGUAAGGGAUCAAAGGCUUUUGAGUCACAAGUUAAUUUUGAUGUUUUUUUUUUUUUAGAGAAUUAAUGGGACAAAUUAACAUAUUACUUUAAUUGUUCUAAACUAUAGGCAGAGCCAUUUUACUCUUAUUUUCCUGACAGAGCAGGUCUAAGACAUUGAAAUUAAUCAUAAAACUGAUGAAUAUAUCCUUUAUUUAUUCCUAUGUCUUAAAGUUAUCACAAACAUUCUGUAAGCAUGUCUGUAUAUUUAUUACUUAUUGUUUGUUAAUCUUGUUACACUGUUUAAGAGGGGAGUGAGUAGGACAAUGAUUUUUGCAUUUUAUGCAAUGCCGCGAUUGGUGUACUAAAAACAUUUCUUUUACAUACAUUUGAAGGAAUGAAGCUCCCUUCAACAAAGAGAUUAGAUAAGGGAUUUUAAGGCAAAAUUAGCUUUGACACAUACAGUAAUAUUGCAUUAUUAGGCUAUAUUAAUUUACAGUUAAUUGUCUGUUACUCUUACAUUUAUCUCUAAUGAUUGUCAGAACAAGGACAACUCUUUGAUGUCGACUUUAAGUGAGUUAUUAAAUAGAACUAUUCAUAAAAUUGGAAAGAGGAGAAACUAUGAGAAUGAAAAUUCACAUGCAAGAGAAUCUAAAAAUAAAUAUGCUGUUUAAUUUCCAGGUUUUAUUAUUUUUUCCUUCUUUUUACAGACAGAGAGAAAAAUGUGGCUUGACAAUUGGAAGUAAUGAAUCUGAUGUCAUAACUUUAAAUCACUUAAAGUAUGUCUUGUGAAAAUAUUUGCACUGGAACCAAACUGGAAUUGGAAGAGCGGGAAGGGGAACGCAGCCAAUCAGUUUGCAGUAUCAGCCCAUGCAGUGAUUCCAAAGGCAUACAAGCAUGUGGAAGUGACGUGCUGCAGGUGUGCUCUAUUGACCUCCUUAAAGGCAGAAAAGAACAAAAUCGACUGGAGCAUCACACAAAUUAUUAUCAGAGUGAUCACCUCAUCAUCCGUAGAGGACAAUGUUUCCAGAUGUGGGUCGAGUUGACACGAGCUUUUAUUCCAAAAACAGACAAACUUCAUCUGGAGUUGAUAGUUGGUCAUGUCCCAUCCAUCCGAGACGGCACUUAUGUGAUCGUUCCGAUAGUGGAAGAAUUCAAGAAAGACUGCUGGGGGGCAAAGAUUGUCGAAAAGUGUCAAAACCGAAUCAAACUGUGUGUGCACUCACUUCCGACUGCUUGUGUUGGACGAUACCAACUCAGUGUCGUGACUCACUGUCAAGGAGGAAGAUUCACUCUACCAUAUGUUCCUGACAAUGACAUUUACAUGCUGUUCAACCCCUGGUGUAAAGAUGACUGUGUGUACCUGGAUGACGACUCAGAGAGAGUUGAGUAUGUGCUGAAUGACAUGGGCAGAAUCUACUAUGGAACUAAACAGCAGAUUGGCUGCAGAACAUGGAACUUUGGUCAAUUUGAGGAGGGAAUCUUGCCUGCAUGUUUUUAUGUGUUGGAGAAGAGUUGUACCCCUUGCUCAGGAUGGAGAAGCCCCAUUAACAUCUCCAGAGUGGUGUCUGACAUGGUUAUUGCCAACAAAGACUGUGGUGUGUUGGUGGGUAACUGGUCUAACUGCUAUGGAGAUGGAACUUCUCCUACAUCCUGGUGCAGCAGCAGUGCCAUCCUGAGACAGUACCACAAAUGUGGAGGAGUACCUGUCAAAUAUGGACAGAGCUUGGCCUUUGCUGGAGUCACCAACACAUUGUUGAGGUGUUUGGGCAUUCCCACUCGUCCCGUCUCAAACUUCUGUUCUGCUCAUGACACUGAUGUUUCUUUGACAAGUGAUAUCUAUUUGGAUGAGAAAUUUCAGCUGAUUGAUCACAUGAACCAUAAUUCAAUCUGGAACUACCAUGUGUGGAAUGAGGCCUGGAUGGCUCGUCCAGACCUGCCAUCUGGUUUUGGAGGUUGGCAGGUAAUUGAUUCCACUCCUCAGCUGACCAACCAGGGAUUCUUCCGUUGCGGCCCCACCUCUGUUGCUGCCAUCCGCAGCGGACAGACCUUCCUGAAGCAUGACGUGCCCUUCAUUUUCGCUGAAGUGAACAAUGAUAGAGUGUACUGGCAGCGGAGAUGUGAUGGCACCUUUGGUGUUGUCCAUGUUGAGAAAAACGCAGUAGGUCACUGCAUCAGCACCAAGGCCGUUGGCUCAGACAAACGCUUUGAUAUCACGCACCUCUACAAACAUCCAAAAGGUACGGAGGAAGAGCGUAUUGCUGUAGAAUCAGCCAUUCGCCAUGGCUCCAAGCGGUGUACAUACCCAUUGCCCUGCGCAGAAGAUGUGACCGUUAAAGUCACCAUGCAUGGGGAAGGACCAUGUGUAGGCAAGGAUGCUGUGCUUUCCAUCAUUUUGCAGAAUAAAUGCAACUCACCUCGUACCAUCACCCUCUACAGACAAGUGGCAGCCACAUUUUACACCGGAGUCCAUAAUGCCUUAGUGAGGAAGAGCCAAGUGAACAUUGAGCUGAAGGCCUCUGAGGUCCAGACUCUACCAUGGACCCUGCGAUACGAUGAGUAUAAGAACCACCUAGUGGAUCAGGCGGCCUUGAUGCUCCAUCUCUUUGGACACGUCGCUCAGACCAAACAGAUUCUGGCCACCCAGUUCCACUUCAGACUGCGCACACCAGAUCUGGUUAUAUCUCCUGUAUGUGAUGCUGUGGUGGGUCAAGAAGUGCCAGUCAAAAUCACAUUCCAGAAUCCACUGCCUUGUGUCCUAAAGAAUGUGAUAUUCCGUAUUGAGGGUCUGGGACUGAAGCAUGCCAAAAUUGUCAGCUAUGGUGAUAUUGCAAGCCUGUCCACAGUGAACCUGACAGAGACAUUUAUUCCAUUGCGGCAUGGCGCACAGAAACUGCUGGCGUCCCUCGACUGUCCUCAACUUAAUCAAGUGCAUGGUGUUGCCAACAUUACUGUUAAACAGUGAAAAAGUACUUUAACUAAAGAGAAGAAAUGUUUGUUUCUUUGAACUUUAAACCUGUUCAUCAUGAUCUCAGAGGAGAUUGCACUCAGGAUGUUUUAUGCCUGACAUUUUUUCAUCUUGUCAUGAAAACAAAUCUGAAUAAAAAUCUUUGAAAACUUAAA